UACAGACCUGCCAUCCUGUCUCCUCCGACCGCCGACACCAAGGACCCCGCCGCCGGCCACCAUCCGCGUUAUUUCAAGAUGAAGAUCGAUACCAGCCUGACUAUGCUCCAGCUCCCAGAGGCCCUGUCCCAGGCAGGCCUUCAGUUCUCUGUGGCCACUGAGGAGGAUUUCGAUGAGAUCAUGGCCAUGAGCCAGGACAUCUACGGUGGCCUUGAUUACCUGCCCACUCGAUACACUGACUGGCUACAGGAGACCAACCGCACAGUCAUACUGGCUCGCAAACAGGGAAAAGUGAUUGCUCUUGAGUCCGUUUGUGUCAUUGACAAUGGGGAGACCAUGCUGGUGGAAGGUCUGCGUGUCGCCCCUCAGGAAAGGGGAAAGGGCGUGGCAGGAGUUCUGCUGCGCUUUUGCUGCGAGCUGGUCAAAUCCAAGUACCCUGAUGUCAAAGUAAGCCGCUUGACCCGUGAUGAUCAGCUUGGACCCAAAGACUUCCAGAAGUAUCGUCUCAUAACCAAGCAGGGGAUUCUGUUGGUACGCUUCAGAGCUGAAGACCUCAAGCUCCGUCUGUCUGAGCUUGGUCUGGGUGGAGACAUCCAAUCCUCUCUGUCCACCUCCUCCAACCCUCCUCCGGUGUGUCUCGACCAUACAGCUGUCCACCGGCUGUAUCUGACCACUGACCUGAUGCAGGGGGUCCUUCCUAAUGCCACCAUCAUUCAAGACUGGCAGCCAUUCAAGCUUCUGACCAGUAACAUGGCUAUCCUACUGAAGAAGGACAUUGACUGGAUGGUGGAUGAUGUGUCCAACCCUACUGUGGCCAGCCUCUGUACCUUCCCUUUCAGGGUGCCCAUUGGAGAUGACUGGUAUUACCUGAACAUUGACAUGUUCGGUAAAGACCUGGACCUGGUUCGGCAGCAGUUCUUGUGCCACCUGCAGCGCCACACUGCCCCCCUGAAGGGUCACGUGAUGUGCCAGAUGUUCCUGGACCCACCACUUUGGAAGCCCAUGGAGGAAUUCUGCCACAACACCUUGAGCGUGGAGCUGGUGAAGGAGUACACCGAGCAAUGCGUGGUGGAGUCAGACGUCGUCUAG
Messenger RNA from Anoplopoma fimbria (sablefish), 1089 nucleotides. It is a transcript of the gene nat16, whose product is annotated as N-acetyltransferase 16. The record is from RefSeq and is a predicted model, not a curated record. Lineage: Eukaryota; Metazoa; Chordata; Actinopteri; Perciformes; Anoplopomatidae. The transcript has 5 exons. The coding region runs from base 79 to 1089 and encodes 336 amino acids. Gene Ontology annotation, molecular function: acyltransferase activity, transferring groups other than amino-acyl groups.